AUGAAAUUGAUCCAAAAUGUAUCCUAUAAAAUAAAAGCAUAUUUAUCUCAACAUAUAUCACUUACAAAUUUAAGAUUAUUAGCAUUUUUUAUAUCAUUAAUAUCAUGUUUAGUUUCUGGAUCAAUUUUGCUAUUUACAUUAUUUACUCCAUCAUUUCAUGAAAUAUUAGGGUUAAGUUAUUUACAAAUAAAUUUUAUUGCAUCAUUAUCUGCUGGAGGAAUGUAUUUAUGUUUACCCGUGCUUGGUUAUUUAUCUGAUUGUUAUGGACCAUCAAUUUUAUCAUUUUUAUCAGUUUGGUUUUUUGUACCAAGUUAUGGAUUAAAUAGUUAUUUAAUUCAAAUUGGUAAUAAUAAUAUUAUAUUUUAUUGUAUAACAUUUUGUAUGAUUGGUUUAGCUACUUCAUCAUUAUAUUUUUCAAGUUUAUUAAGUUGUGCAAAAAUUUUUCCCAAGCAAAAAGGUUUAGCUAUUUCUUUACCUAUUUCAUGUUAUGGAUUAAGUUCAUUAAUGGGACUGCAGCUAUUAAAAUUGAAAUAUUUUAAGCUAGAUAAUUCAGAUUUAUUAAAUUUAGUAAAAGUUUUUAAUUUUUUUGCAUGGUUAUAUUUAAUAAUGGGGAUAUUUAGUUUUAUUUCAAGUUCAAUUGUGCUUGUGGAACAAGAAGUUUUAUAUGAUUUAGAAGAAGUUGAUGUUGAAACAACUCCACUUAUCAGUAAUAAUGAACCAUUAACACCUCAAAGAUCAAUUAGAUCAAUUGAUCCACCAAAUCAUAAACAAAGAUAUUUUACAUUUUUAAAAGAUUAUUCUGCUUGGAUUAUCCUUAUUUCAUUAAUUUUAAAUGUUGGACCUUUAGAAAGUUAUCAAAAUAAUUUAAGUUCAAUUACUACAAUUUUAGAACCUAUAAGAAUGAAAUCAAAUCUUUCAGAUAAAGUUGGUUUAUUAGCAUUUUGUUCAACUAUUACAAGGUUAAUAGUAGGAGGAUUAAGUGACUUGUUUAAUAAAAAAAAAUUAAAUUCAGUUUGGAUAUUAAUUAUUGUAAUAAUAUUUGGUAUAAUUGGUCAAUGGAAUAAUAAUAUAAUUUUCAAUGGUAUAUCAUAUGGUGGAGUUUUCACAAUUUAUCCAACAAUAGUUGCAAGUGUUUGGGGAAUAGAUAUUAUGGGAUCAACUUGGGGGUCCUUUAUGGUUGCACCAGCUAUUGGUUCAAUUGUUUUUUCAUUAUUUUAUGGUAAAAUUGCAGAUCGUGAUGGUGAUUCACAAACAAAUGUAUUAACAUAUUUUAAAAUUACUUCAUUUUCAUUAUUUAUAAGUUGUAUUUUGGUUCUUUUGGCUCUUCGAAUAUGGAAAAGAAGAGGUCAGGUUUUAGUAUAA
This is a messenger RNA of Lodderomyces pseudojiufengensis, 1362 nucleotides long. RefSeq lists its product as uncharacterized. Bases 1 to 1362 code for a protein of 453 amino acids. The transcript has a single exon. Gene Ontology annotation, molecular function: transmembrane transporter activity. Gene Ontology annotation, cellular component: membrane. Lineage: Eukaryota; Fungi; Ascomycota; Pichiomycetes; Serinales; Debaryomycetaceae. The record is from RefSeq and is a predicted model, not a curated record. Gene Ontology annotation, biological process: transmembrane transport.